Suillus subalutaceus is the source of this 2622-nucleotide messenger RNA. RefSeq lists its product as uncharacterized. Gene Ontology annotation, molecular function: protein serine/threonine kinase activity; heme binding; peroxidase activity. NCBI's taxonomy places the organism in Eukaryota, Fungi, Basidiomycota, Agaricomycetes, Boletales, Suillaceae. Gene Ontology annotation, biological process: peptidyl-threonine phosphorylation. The record is from RefSeq and is a predicted model, not a curated record. The transcript is spliced from 17 exons. Bases 1 to 2622 code for a protein of 873 amino acids. Gene Ontology annotation, cellular component: cytoplasm.
AUGGCCUUCACAAGCCUUCACAUAAUGCAACAUCGUAUUAUCGCGAUAAAUAGCCUUCGGUUUCUCGGACUUUCGAAAAAGCCGGUCACGGUGCCCUCCAGGAUUUUCGUCCUUAUUAUCUUCACACCUAAUUCGUUGGACCAAAUGGGUGAUAUUCAGUAUUCUCUUGACCUUUUCAAACAUUUAGGACGUCGCUCAGUCUUACCCCUGGUUUCGAGCCCUAGUCUUACUGUACGGGUGCAAGCUGCAGUGACUGGCGACCUUCCUGAUCUGAAUAAUGUCCAAGGCGACGUGAUUUAUCUCUUUCCUAAAAAAGCCGAGAACUUCGUAUUCUUCAGGAUCAACAACGUAACAUCGUUCAGAACUGCUCUGCAAUCCUUCAAGCCAACAACUGCGGAAGACGUGAAAGACAAUCUUACCAAGAUUGCUUUUGCGAAGGCAAACGCCCGUGAUGCAAGUAGUGUCCUGACAGUCGACAUUGCGCAAUACCAGAUUGCAUUCACCCGUACCGGCAUGUAUUUCCUUGGCGUAAACGAGGAGACUGGAGAUACUAUGGGACCCUAUAUUGUCAAACCAAAACCUGAUCCGGUGAAUGGAUCAGUGCGCGAUGAUACUGGGGCUCUGCAUGGCGUCAUCACUGUCGCCGGAAGUAGCGCCGAGACUUGCACCAAAGCUUCAAACGACGUCAUAGACCUAUUUGGCUCAUCGAUAACGGGCAUGAGCAUUUCGGCUUUCAAGAUGGAGUCUCCCAACCUUGUCUACGGGGGUCUUGUUAUUCCUCGCCCUGGUCAGAUCCAAGUUGAUCCUGGAGUAAUUAUAAUGGGUUAUCCAGGCGAUCCUGUACGGGAUGAUCCGACUACCAAGCUCGAGCAAUCUGUCAUCUCUUUCGAGGAUUAUGUACAGAGGAAUGGACCUCGUUGGCGCGAGUUCAUUCCCGGAGGCAAUAUAUCUCCUCCACUCAACAAACAAGAAGCUGAAGAUCUCUUCGGGGCACGGCUUAUUGGGAGGUGGAAUCGGUACGAUUCGGGUGCACCCCUUGCUAAAUGCCCCUUCCGCGACAAUCAAGCUGUGGCACGCGACCCAGACCUCAACAAUGACUUUGACUACAUCGUUCGCGACAAUCCGAAUAUAUCACAGUAUGAACCUAGUGAUUACUACUGCCCAUUCACUGCACACACACGCAAGACCGCGCCGCGUAAUUUGAAUCCUUACAUCGAUGCUAAAUUCCUUGAAUCGGGUUCGAUCGUACGUGGAGGGCUUCCGUAUGGCGGUGAGGUUACUGAUCAAGAACGACGCGAUGUAGCAAACGGAAGCCCUGAAUUACCUCGCGGGCUUCUGUUCAAUUGCUAUAUGUCUAGCUUGGACUCAGGAUUCGUUCGUCAGACGAUCGGAUACGCGGGUAAUGAUUACUGGCCCAUAACAUCCCUGGUGCCACAGAAGAAGGGUCAGGACCCUGUCCUUGGUAGCCCUCCUGUGUAUACACCUGCUCAAAUCGAAGGCACAUCUCCCUCAGUACAAUCCGGGGAUAAAGUCAACCUACAACUCACCGGUGCGGAUGGUGCAACGUUCCAGGUAUCCGGAUUUGCUGAAGUUACCGUUAAGGGUGCGGCUCCACCACCCGUCGUUCGCAGAGACAUUGUUUUCCUCCUCGAUGCGACGGGUAGUAUGCAAGUCUAUAUCGAACAAGUGCGAGACACCAUCCAGUCGCUGUGCGAACGCCUUGUUGCGACUGGAAAAUGGUCAGGUGGCGAUUUAAGAUUUGGACUUAUAGCAUUCCGCGACCACCCCCCGCAAGAUUCCACGUACAUCACCCGCCAGUACCCUUUCGACUCUAACGUUUUGGCUGUCAAGGCGAAUCUGGCGAAUCUGCAAGCGGAUGGUGGUGGUGACGGACCCGAAGCUCAGUGUGAUGCGUUCGCUCGUGUCCUGAAUGCGGGAUGGAAGGACGAAGCCACCAAGGUCGCCAUACUUAUCACAGAUUCACCACCCCAUGGUAUAGGGGAGGACGAAGAUGGAUUCCCCGGUGGAUGUCCACUUCAGAACGACCCUGUGCGUCUUGUUAAUAGGAUGGCUAGGCUCGGCAUUACAUUGCAUGUGCUGGCGUGUGAACCCACGAUGAGCAUGGACUUUUCGACGCCCCUCGACUUCUACAAAGGCAUUGUUCAGAAGACAGGGGGGAGGUUCUUCCCCCUUUCUGACGUCAAUUCAUUGAUUGGGCUUUCAACCGGCAGUAUUUUAGAAAAUGCUGACAUUCGACGCCCUAGUUGUCAAAACAUACAGAUUGAAGUUUGCAACAUUAAGCUAAGGAGCAGAAAGCACAAAACAGGUGAUAUCAGCAAGGAUUUAUACGGCCGUUUGUCAUCUUCUUGCUCAGGUCAAACACCUCACUGUUUGAGGGAUAUAUACGCCGCGAAUGAGCAGGGUGACAAGAAUGUUCAAAUCUGGCUCAACGCAGAAAACAAAUCGACAACAAACACGACAUCCCCAGAUCAAAGAGGUUACUGGUUUCCGCCUCUCAAACGCGAGUACCGCCAGGGUUGGACACCGGCAAUGAGUUCAAAGAUACAGCCCGUUAGCCUCAAUCAGGUAUGCGAUUUCUCUCACUCUCCGGUGUCCAAGUGA